AUGGCGUCUAGUUCUAGACCAUCUGGUCGACCAGAGAGGAAGCGUGAUACCGCUGGCUAUUUUCAAAAAAUCGCACCAUCUGCAUCUACUUCGGGUGCAUCUGCAUCUAAGCCGGUUUUCGAUGUUUUCAUUAAUCACCGUGGACCAGAUGUCAAAAAGACUUUAGCCAGCAGAAUCUACAAUAUUCUCCGUGAAAGGAAGGUGACAGUGUUUUUAGAUUCAGAAGAGUUGGAAUAUGGCGAUUUCUUGCCUAAAAAAAUAGAAGCAGUAAUCCGCAGUGCUACUCUUCAUAUUGCAAUUUUUUCAAAGAAAUAUGGAGAAUCACCUUGGUGUUUAGCAGAGCUCUCAUGCAUGCUUAAAAGUGGCGCCAAAAUUGUUCCCAUCUUCUACUAUGCAGAUCGUACUGAUCUCAGAUAUGUAGCUCAGAGGAAAGGAAUAUAUGCCGAUGCCUUUAACAGGCAUAAAAAGAAAUGUAGAUAUAGCUCAAAACAGAUUGAGGAGUGGGAAGAAGCGCUCUACAAAGCCUCUUUUUACAGUGGCCAAAUCAUCAAAAGUAUUAAGUACGUACCGCAGCUUCUGUCUCUUUAA
This is a messenger RNA of Cryptomeria japonica (Japanese cedar), 588 nucleotides long. Its product is annotated as probable 2' cyclic ADP-D-ribose synthase BdTIR. The coding region runs from base 1 to 588 and encodes 195 amino acids. The record is from RefSeq and is a predicted model, not a curated record. The transcript has a single exon. Gene Ontology annotation, biological process: signal transduction. NCBI's taxonomy places the organism in Eukaryota, Viridiplantae, Streptophyta, Pinopsida, Cupressales, Cupressaceae.